AAUUUCAGAAAAAAAACAUGAUUUUGAUCGUAUCUAUAUUUUAUACCUAAACUUUGAACAUCGGUUGCUUUUGACAUUUGACAAUGCCAGUCUCAGAAGCAGUUGUCAGCUUCUGUCACGGCCUGCUGCACGCGGGUUAUGGAUGGCCACCUAAGAUGGCCACGCGCCCGCCCUUAGAGAAUAGAAUCUACCGGUACCGCCGCGCCGGUACCCGGCCGGUCUGUCAUUAGGGGUGCCCACAGACCAUUCUGUGGGGAUGCCAAUCACCGUCGAUGGUUGUUUUCAUAAAUCUGUAGUAUCGCUCAUCGCUCCCUACCCACUAUCAAUAGUUUUGCAAGCCAUUAGUGUUGCCACAUUAUAAGCUAUUGAUAGUACUAUCACAAUGUUGUGGUAUAGUACUAUCUAUAGUUUUAAUUGAAAUACGUCACCGAUAUCCAUUUCGGAGCAACACUAUAAUACUAUCGAUAGUAUCGAAACGUGAUGAUGAUUAGACUACUUAUCCAUAGUAAAUAUAUUGCAAUAUUAGAUAUAUAAUCCAUAGUAUUGAUAUUUUUGCACCACACAGUCUACAGUCUAAUCGUCACCACGGUUCAUACUAUCAAUUUUAUUGUUAUUUAUUAAUGAUAUAACUAUUGAUGCUGUUGUUUUUUUCUCAAAAUGUCGAUAGUUUAUCAAAACCAAACGCUAUCGAUAGUUAACUAUCGAUCGAGCGCAACACUACUUUGUGGCUUGUGGACCCUGCCCAUUUCUUGCCUUGGGCCUUGUUUGUUGUGUGUGUGUAGGUGGUGUGGUGUUGCUUGACGUAGGUACUUAUACCUACUAGUUAUAUAUUGUAUUCUGUUCUGUUUGUGUUGUUGGGCAAAGAAGAGGAUAAAUCAAAUUAUCAAUCGCUACCUAUACGUUUAAUUGUUGGGACUUGGGAAUGGUGUGAUACCUUUUCUGAAAUUAUCGCUAAGAACAAAGUAAACGAAAUGGAUUCGUUGCUCGGUUUUUACUUAAGUUUAUUAUCGGUUUUAUCCAUUGCAACAUCAUCAAGAGUUUUAGAACUAAGCGAUAAAUUUAUUGAUGUCAGUCAUGACGGAAUGUGGUUUGUAAAAUUUUAUGCUCCUUGGUGUGCACACUGUCGUCGACUAGAACCUGUGUGGGCACAUGUUGCACAGACCUUGUAUAGUUCUCCCAUCAAAGUUGCUAAAGUGGAUUGUACAAGAUUUUCUGCUGUUGCCACACAUUUUAAAAUUAGAGCAUAUCCUACAAUUCUAUUCAUUAAGGGUUCAUUUCGUCAUGAGUAUAAUGGUGACAGACUAAAAGAAGAAAUGGUGAAUUAUGCUUUGCGAAUGUCCCAACCAGCAAUUCAGAAAGUUUCUCAGGAGGACAGCAUCGGUGACUUGAAGGAAACUCAUUCUGUAUUCUUUGGAUAUGUUGGAAAACAGUCAGGGCCAUUAUGGGAAAUGUAUAUGAAACAUGCAGAAAAGUAUCAACCUCAUACAUGGUUUUAUGCAAUGUCUCAUGAUAUUAUCAGGAAUGAAUUUAAACCUCCAAAUGAAACUGUUAUAUUUGUGAAUAAGGAAGGUGACGUGUUUUUCUUUGAAGCUACUCCAAACCUGAUUGAGGACACGGAAGCCUUAAAUGUAACUUUAGACAAAUGGAUUAACUCCGAAAGGUUCGGCUUCUUUCCAAAGAUCACUAGAUCAAAUAUAAAUGAUUUGAUUGACACAGAAAAAUAUAUAGUAAUUGCUGUUGUAUCUGAAAAUAAAUUAAAUGAAAUAACUCAGACUGAAAGAGAUUUCAAGGACAUGAUUGAAGGUAUAGUAAAGAGACGAAAGAGAGAUCUGCACCGCAAGUUCCAAUUUGGUUGGUUGGGUAAUCCGGAUCUGGCGAACUCCAUAGCUAUGUCAGAACUGACUGUACCCCAUCUGAUAGUGUUGAACUCAACCACCAGCCACCACCACAUACCGGACGACGACCCCGUUCUUAUGACACCUGAGGCUGUAUCAAUUUUCCUUGAUCAGAUACACGAUCAAGUGGCACCGGCAUAUGGAGGUAACAGUUGGCCGGUGCGGUUCUACAGAGGGUUCUACGAAGCCAGAACAACACUGAGCAACAUGUGGCGCGGCAACCCCGUCCUUACUGCGCUCGUGUUCGGCUUGCCGCUGGGAUUCCUGUCUCUCAUCUGCUACUCUGUCUGCUGCGCGGAUAUCUUGGAUGCGGAAGAAGAAGAAUCAUCUGAUACCCAUGAAAAGAAGGAUUAAACUGGGGUAAUAGUCGCCACUAGAUUUAUCUAACAAGAUGUAUGUAUUGUUUUUUUUUAUACAUCGUCUUUUCCUACCCUUGGCGGGUAGAGUCGUAAUUUUAUGUAUAAUGGUUCUAUAAUUUACGGAGCGAUAAAUGAAUUACCUAUAAUCAUAGCUCGUAUCAUCUUGUGGUAUUUUAAACAUAAUUUUCUAUGAAAUAAUGGUAUAGAAUGUAAAUGUCUCGACAUUGAAUGUAUAAGAAUGAUCUGGUGUUUCUUUUGUAUUUAAAUAUUAUUUACUAGCGACCCGGCCUGGUUUCGCACGGUCUAGGCUGUAUGUAUAAACCUUAGUUGACAAAUGUCCCAAUAACAGCUAAAAGUGCAUCAAAAUCCCUUGCGUGUUUUGAAAGAAUAAAGCCUAGAUAGAAACAGACGCGACGUGCGACUUUGUUGUAUACUAUGUAGUGAUUCCUAAUAGUUAAGGUUAAGUGUACGAAGUGUGGGCGGAAUUUAUGCAUUUAAAAUUUAAAGGGUAUAAAAACUGGUUAUAAAAAAAAUAAUUACGUAGAUUAACUCCUGUUUAGCGUAAAGUGUCUACAAUAAUAGGUAGGUAAUGAUUAAAUUAUUUGAAUUAAUAUAUAAGAUUAAUUGGUAUAUGAUGGCAAAUCUGAGGAGGCAAUACAAUACAUUUGUUUAGGUAUUUAAAAAUUGGUAUCUACACAAUUUUUACAUGUUUUUUUUAGGGAAAUACCCACUUUAAAAACCAAUAUAUGAAUGAUCAAUUUUAAUGUGCCAACAUUUUGAUUUGUUUGUCAGGUUGUAUACUUUGGCGAAAUCUUCCAUGGUCAAUACAUAUAUAAUGCAGGUUAUUCGAUGACCAUACCAGCGUAAUGCAAUUUUUAUCUUACAUAAUGAAUAUGGGAUAAAACACAGGGCCUGAUUCAUUGUUAUAUAAGUAUCUGAUAGCCUAUUGUAACAUGUCAAACCGAUAGCACAUUUAACUUCAGGUAGAUUUAUCAGAUAGUUUAGCUGUCAGAUUACUUUAUGAUACUUUAUCAAAAAGCUUAUCUUAGUCUUUAGCUUUAUCCUUAGUCUCGUUUAUUUCAAAGAAAAGUAAAAAAAAAUGGUAAAAGAGGUAUUAUUUGUAUUCUUCUUUUACCAAAAGGUUACUACAUAAUAUGGUGAUACUUAUGUGUUCUUUUUUUCAAUAAAAAAAAACAUAUUAUCCGGAAAGCAUUUUCUAUUCGUAUAAGUGUAUAACUAGUGUUAAAAAGUUUGUGUAAUGCAUAAACUCCUCAACUUUAAUUUUAGAGGUACUCGCAAAACCGGUUGCUAUGUAAUAUUUUAUUCCUGUUAUUCAUAAAGAAAGAAAAAGCAUAUUAUAAGCUACAAUAUGUUUUGUCUCUUUCUGUUAAUGCCAAAUAUUGUAAAGUGCUAUAGUGACAAAAUAAUUUUGCUUAUAGUAUGUUUUAACUUUUUUAUGGAUAACAGGGUAAGUAUAUCAGUAUAUGGCAGGUUUAAACAAUGGGUUUAUGGAUAGGUAUUAUUAGAUUUGUCUUAAAUCUCGUACUGGGCUUUAUAGAGCUUGUGGUUUUUUUUAAUAAAACGUAUUGUGUGAUCUAGUCUUUGAAAUGCUUUUAAGGCACAAAGCAGGAACAAAAUUUACAAGUAAGGUUAGCAUGAGAUUUUGUGAGAACGUGUAAGCGUAUCAAUAUAGAUCGCGUCUUUAUUGUAAAAAGUAACUAUCAAUUCUCCAUAUAUUUUUUUACGUUUACGAUAUGAUUACAUUCUGGCAAAAUUUCUUAAAAUGUUUGGACAAUGUACGUAAAAAUUGAAAAAAGAAUAUGCCAUGGGACUUGAAGAUUUUUUUAAAAGUUUCAUGGCUCCAUCGUUUGCCAAAACGAAGAUUAAUUCAGAUUGAAGAAAUGCCAUAAAAGUCAUGACGACGGCUCUAGUCAUCGCAGUCGUACAUCGUCGACACAUCCCUACUGCUAGAUCUAGACCUCGGAGUAUCCAGAGUUUACUGCUUUAAUCGUUUUAAAAAAAAUAAUUAGGUCCUUACAUAUUAAAUUGGCGUUUGGUAUAGGAGGAAAAAAAAGUCGAAUCAUUUUUUAAUAUAAUAUAGUUAUUUAAUCAAUGCAAGAACCAUUAUUAUCUAUGCACUUUUGCCAUCUCAUAGGUAGUUCAUUGAUCCCUUUACUAAAAAAACAAUUCGGACGGGAAUCAAUAAAAUCUUUGAAGGCGGUUUGGACUGCCCUACCAGAGUUGAUAUUUUUCCCUUGGAAGAAGUUAUCAAAAAAUCGAAAAAAUGGUAAUCUUUUGGACCAAGGUCUGGGAAGUACGGUGGAUGUCUUAGACAUUCCAAUUGAAGCUCCUCUAAUUUGGUAGCCGUCUGUUGUGUAGUGUGUGGUCUAGCGUUGUCGUGAAGCAGCAGUGGCGUGGAGCGAUCGACCAGCCUCGGGUUGUUUAGCAGCUUUUCCAUCAUAGUUUGCAAUUGCUGACAAUAGACGUCUGCCGUAAUCGUCUGGCCAGAUUUGAGAAAACUGUAAUGAACGACACCGGCACUAGUCCACCAAAUGCUGACAAGUAACUUUUUUGGGGUUCAAUUUUCGAUUGGGGCAGGAUUUGGCCAGGGUCCAGCCAUGAGAAUCCACCUUUUCAUCACAGGUAAUGAUUUGAUUUAAAAACCCUUCACUAUUGUGCCUGUUAAGUAAUGUAACGCAGCAGUCGACACGCGUCUGCCGGUUUGUGUCACUCAAUUCGUGAGUUACCCUACCUAUCAAGUUUCUUAAUCUUCUCAAUUUGCUUCAAGUUUAUUAAAAUAGUUUUAUAACUAACACCGAAGCCUGAAGCUAAAGCUGACGUGGUUCGCGAUGGAUCCGCUUCCACAAUAGCCUUCAAUUCUUCAUUAUCAACUAGGGCCUUCGGCCGUCCACGGGGCUUGUUCUGCAGCUCGAAAUUUCCAGAACGAAAACGUUGGAACCAAAAACGCCCUGUGUUUUCUUUUUCGACACGUCAUUAACCCUUACCGCAGCACUGGUGCCACGGUGGAACUUGUACUCGUAAAUAACGCGAUAUUUCAAGUUUUCCAUUUUGUAAACUGAGUAACGCAAACAGAAAAAUCAGAAGAAAAAAACAAAUACAUGUGUAAAACAAACGGUUAACGAAACACAAAUACAUGUGUAAAUAGUUGUAUAAAUUUGAAUUUGGAAUUCCUAACCAAAGAGGAGAAAUUUGUGAUUAAAUUGGCCAGUACAACAAAAAGCUAAUUUCAUACGUAAGGACCUAAUAUCUUCAAUAUGAAUUCCAUUUUUGUUCCUAAUGUAUUAUGUAAUUAUACAUAUUAGGUAUAUGUAUAGACAUUGAGAAAAAAUCUGGUACUCCAUUUAAGCUGUUAUCAAUAUAAGCAUUUAGUAUUAAAAUAUUGUAUCUUUUUGUUACAUAUUUUUUAUUUAUUUAUGAGAAAAUCGCCGUAUUUUUACAUUAUUCCAAUAAAUGGUAUGUACAAAUAAGUUA
Messenger RNA from Plodia interpunctella (Indianmeal moth), 5746 nucleotides. RefSeq names its product Thioredoxin-related transmembrane protein 3 (gene Tmx3). The record is from RefSeq and is a predicted model, not a curated record. Gene Ontology annotation, biological process: peptidyl-cysteine oxidation. NCBI's taxonomy places the organism in Eukaryota, Metazoa, Arthropoda, Insecta, Lepidoptera, Pyralidae. Gene Ontology annotation, molecular function: protein disulfide isomerase activity. Bases 972 to 2249 code for a protein of 425 amino acids. Gene Ontology annotation, cellular component: endoplasmic reticulum. The transcript has 9 exons.